GCUCGGAGCAUUGGAUUGAGACUUGACUCAUAAUCUUCAUUGCGUCGUACAAGUUCAACUUUUUAUCUCAUCAGCAAACGACAGCAUCACCAGAACUGCAAUGGGGGCAUCUUCUUCGGCGGACCAAAACAGAAAGUCGCAAAAACAGCAGGACAUUGCGUAUCUUGGCGAUCGAAUGCCAUUUGGCGACGCUGAACUCCUUCAAGUAUAUUGUGUCUACCAGAACCUAAAAGAACGACUAAAGUUCAGCAAUUCCACUGAAGCCGAGAGCAAUGAUGGAAACGAGAUCCGGMAGAAGGCCACUUCGUUUCUGAAAGACGUAGGCGUAUUGUCUGCAGCAGAGGGGCGACGAAGCGAGAGGAAGACGAAGAAGACCAACUCCGUAAUAUCCGAAGAAGAAGAGAGGUUCCAGGAAGCUGCCUAUUUGGAAGAACGCCUAUUUUUGCUUGAGGCAGUCGAACGAAAAAUACUGCCGGCCGGAUUUGGCAAUACGCUGUACCGAACGUGCUUUUUGGGGCCGCAUGACUCCUCCUCUUACGAUGGGCAUGCGAUCAAAACGCUGUACCAAGGAGAUGGAGAGGAAGACGAAUAUGUGCGCAUGGCACGGCUAGAACAAUUCUUUGGGGGAUUGGCGAAUGGGACGCGGCGAGACCGGAAAACAGUCACGAGAUGCUUGAUCCGGUGUUGCGCGCAGCAGCCACCGCCGGUGGGUGAAGCAGAAACCGUCGACGGCAACAAUGCCAUUGUGAACGAUUUUGCCUAUGGUGGAGCCAAUGCAAGAAAUUUCAGCAACGGCCAGAAUGAAAGAACUUAUAUCAAACCGAUGGAAUUGGUGGAUCUCGGUUAUAGAAUUUGCAUAGCGGCAGCAUUUUUGAAAGAGGCAACCGGCGGGAAUUCGAAGGACGAAGACGACCAAGACCUUGGCCGGUUUUUGCCGCCAACCGAUCCACGCRAGCUYAMACCCGGGCUACUGGCCCUCUCCAACUCUCUGGCAUCCCUUGCGACGAAACGGAAACAGCGGAGGCUUCGUAGCACAGUCCCCUCCGACGAACUGGCGACUCUUGUCGACGAGGACGAUGUCUUUGAAUGGGUCGAGCAGGUGGCGCCUAUGUACGGUUCGAUAUUGCCAACAUUUCUGCACUGCAUCUUCUUUCCAAACAAGGCGGCGCCUCCAACGCGCUCGAGCUUUGAUUAUCCACGCAUAUCUCAAGAAUCUACGGUAUUUCCCAUGAAUAGCACGCCCCUCCUGUUCAGUUUUGGCUGCAUGUCUCCUUCGUUGGGUGGAGAGGUCGGUUGCAUCAAUUUGUUCGUGUUCGUGUUCUUACAUGUCAGGGCUUUAAUCGGUUCGCUUUUUCCUAUUCUUUUAUCUGACAACGUAAAUUCCGUUCCAUGUCGCCUUCUUUUAUGUUCAGUACUAUCGCUUGUAUACCUCCGCAUCAGACGGGCUAUCUUUCAAUCGACUCCAAAAUGCACUCUUGGGAUAUGGUGGGCCCACGCUUCUGAUUGUACAGAGUGGCAAAUCAACCUUUGGUGCAUUUACAGCCUCGCCAUGGAAAGAAUCAAAAGACUUUUACGGCAAUCACGACUGUUUCUUGUACAGGCUCUUGCCCGAAACUACUGCUGUCUAUCGUCCAACAGGAGGAACAAAUAAAUCCAGCACUCGGUUCAUGUAUUGUAAUUCUUUUGCCCGAUCGCGUGGAUUCGAUCAACAGGCGCACGGGAUUGGCUUUGGUGGUUCCACCGAGAGACCACGAUUGUUUCUUUCUGAAUCUUUCGAUGAUUGCCGAGCUGGAUCAGACGAUUUGACUUUUGAGAAGGGACCUCUUUUGGCAGGCAAUGGAGACAAUAGCGCCGCCACUGCCACCGCAAACGCCAUGUUUGAGAUUGACAAUCUCGAGGUUUGGGGCGUAGGUGGUACUGAGAUCGUUGAGGAAAGUCUCAAGGCGAGAAGUCGCAGUCGCGAUAUUCGCCAAGCCAAUAUCAAUAAGGCGCGAAAGGUCGACAAGGCUGCCUUCCUCGACGACCUGCGAAGCGGUGUCAUCGAUAACAAAGCCUUUGCCCAUCGAGCUCAGAUCCAGGGACGCGAUGGAACCUGUGAGCUGCUCGGCGAUGAUACUGACGAGAAUUGAAAAAGGAAAGAUUUCCGUCGUUUUGGCAUCCAAUUACUGGUUUCGAUGAUCGCAAUACACGUUGUGGUCCACAACAUCCAGUCGAAACAACUGGCGAAGAGGUUUCCGCUCGCCGCUGUAUAUUAUAGAGUUCUACCUUAUGUAUUCUUGUAGGUCAUAAAAGGAACAAUAUAAAGAUUUUGUUUGUAUUUUUCAGAAAUGUCGGGAAACGUAAAAAAAAUUAUGAAUAGAUGAAGCGAUUGAUCGGUUUUAGGACGACUCGUCGAUGAUUGACUUUAACGACACCAACGCCUUGUUGAUGGCAUCGAUGGGUUCUUUGAUCUUGAGUUUGCCAUUUCCUGGCUGGUAAUAAAUGAAAUUGUUAUCAUAUGUCAGCUGGUCGCACAUCUGCAAAUKGUAAGCUAGGUCAUCCUUGAUUUCGAACAAUUCAACGUUGCCUGUUUCUUUUACUAAUUUCAGCACGGUAUUUUGCGAAUCACCCAAAUUCCACAACUUGUUCACUGGUGGAGUUUUCAAUAUAGUUCGAACUUCGUCCCACUUUUGAUCUUCCAGCAUCUUCGGUAUGGGCUGCAACUUCGCUAGCGAGGAUUGCAACUCUGCCACGUAUUCGCCCGAAUCUGCCCUGGCUGCUUGAGGAAACGACGCAGUUGUGGUCGCUACAGCACCAACAAUGGCAGCAACUCCUCCAAAACUCGCUUGUUCCAACCAUUCUCUACGUGAAGAGGGCUCCACACUCGACGAUGUCGGGGCCUUCGGCGAGAAAGCAUCCACUGAGACGAAACUUGUCGCACAUAAUAUUGCGCAAGAUAGAAGGAAGAUUUGUGUUAGAUGCUGAAAGCUCAUCGUCGAUGUAUUUAUUUUCCUCUUCUAUAUUCUGGUCUAAUCUGCUGUAGCGUAGCGGGUGCUGUGUUCUAUUCUAUCUUGCGUGGAGAUGUUGUGGCGACAGAGUGAGGAGUGUUGGUGUAGUAAUUUUUUCGAUUGUUUUACUGAUGUGAUCUCUCUCGAAAUUCGAAAUUACUAAGUCCCGUACCAGAAGGUACUCGUACGUACUGUACCGAACGCCACAGUAAUACCAUACGUUAAAAGUCUACGAAGUAGAUGAGAUGACGCUCGACGACACAUCAUCAUCACUAUUCGUACUUUGGUUAAAUACUGUACCAGGUACUGUACAUACGAAUACCAUAGUACGAGUACCAUACCAUCGGUACUCGAAGUUAACAUUCGUACUAGUAGUAAGAAUAACUUCGGCGAUCGUGGUUACGUAGUACGGUAAUGGAUGACUCAUUCGACUCUGUAGAAAAAUUAUAUGCCUCUACAGUACGUACGUCGUCAGGUUCAUUUUACCGGCUGUAACGCAGAUUUUUUGUUGGACUUCRAACAUGUUGUCACGGGCGGGCAGCAGGAAACGCAGAGGACCGUUGCUGUCGGUCACUUCACAGAUGCUUUUCCGUUUCUGAGAGACGAAGCGAAUCACCAAUCACGAAGCAGAAAUAACACUMUGGAAUUAUAUCUGUACUACUUCAUGGAUAAGCAUUCGAUGACAGAUUGUUUCUCAUUCCGAAACUAUCGGUAAAGCCUACAUUUUUAAAAAUCUGCCGUCGGACUUGCCGUCCACUWUAACCUGUAAUAAGUUUGAUUCGCAAGGGAGGUUGGCACUUUCUGAUUGAACUAAAAGACGAUUGCGAUUUUUGGCCAAGCCUCUGAAGCCUUCUUGGGUCUGAAAAACAAGUCUAACGUACUGUACGUACCGUGAGCCUGUACGAACCGUAGGAGCAAAAAAAUACACCCAUACUUUCUGUGGGUGCUUGCUGGAGAAGCAAAAAUUCAGGAAUAAUAAUCACGAUCACUUCUCCGAUUUCGUUCAUCUUUAGUCGUCAUUGCAACAAUCGAAAUGAGUUCUAUCCAUCACCGUGGUCGCGCUAACAAGCGACGCCGAAAGCAUCAGCCAUCUCGCGCAGCCGGCGUACACGCUUUAACCUCUAACGAAGAACGACUCCUUCACCAAACAGUGCAGAAUAGUAAACUAGGUGACAAUCGAGGGACUAGGGCUGGUGACAAUAUUGAUGUCCCUUUUGGACCAGUGUUUUAUCCUACUAUUGAGGAUAUGGAKGGAUCUCCGCUUGAUUACAUCGAUAAGAUUCGCCACAUAGCUCAGCAUUACGGCAUUUGCAAAAUUGUCCCUCCAAAGGCUUGGAAAGAAAAGGACUUUUUCGGUACGUAAAAACAAAAACAAAUUUAUUUA
Molecule: messenger RNA, 4371 nt
Organism: Pseudo-nitzschia multistriata
Lineage: Eukaryota; Bacillariophyta; Bacillariophyceae; Bacillariales; Bacillariaceae
Source: the annotation of a GenBank genome assembly